UUGUAUAUAAACGCAAUAAAUUACUUGCCAAACAACCGAGGCAGUUGUUUAACCAAACCAAGUGCCUUAGGCAAUGUUAUAUCUUCAGUGCUGUUGACUAUUUAACAAAACUGUCGUCAAUUGGCUAGUUAUGUUCAUACAACUACAACCAUUGGAUCAUUACUACUUAAAAUCUUUAAAAAGACAGAGAAAUGCGUGAAGUUAUCAUUAUUAUUCUGAUGACUGGAUUUUACCAACUAAGUUCAGGGAUUCGAUGUUGGACAUGCAGUAACCAGCCAACAAUGUUCGAUUGUAUAAUGAAUGGGGAUCUUCGCACAUGCCGACCAGGCCAAGAUUCUUGUGAGACCAUACAAAGAAGAUGGGGUUCUACGACAAUCAUCAUGAAAGGAUGCAAGCAAACAGAAGCUUGUUUAACUGAUGCCCGUGUACAAGUUCAACUAGAUCAAAGAGGAGAAAGACAAUGUAACGGUGAUAGAACAAACUCAGUAUGUACAUGCUGCUGUGACACCAACCGAUGUAACCUUAACUCAAGAACCUGCAGAGGAAUGCAAUUCGAUUGCAAUCUCCCACCAAGUGUAGCCAACAGCAGAGCAGUUUGUUCAAUGGGGAACUCACCAGGGUCUGCCUGUCGAUACCAGUGUGAUGCUGACUACUCAAUUCAUCCAUUUGAAAGUCAAAUUUUGAACUGUUUGAUUGAUGGAACAUGGGACAGACCUGCACCAUGUUGUGCCAAGAUAUGUCCUCCUUACCUAAACAGGGAUAUUCUCACUUUAAAACAGUCAAGGAACCUAAAUUCCUGGGUGGAAUUCAAAGCAAAGUUGGUGACUCUAUACGGCCACUUCUCAGUGCAAAAUGACAGUGCAAGGGUGGGUUUGAUUUCAUACGGAAACAGAGUCCACAAUGAGCUAACAAUUCAGCUUUCUGACUUCAUAGAAGACAGACUAGAACUCUUAACCAAGAUCAGCAUAUUGCCCUACAGAGCAGGUGGUGACCAAGUGAAUACAGGUGCGGUGUUGCUUUCGGUUGUUGAAAAAUACUUUGGUUUGAAUCAAGGAGAUCGACCAUUAGUUCCAAACAUUGUCAUUGUUCAUGCCGAUGAUGUUUCUUCUGAUGAUGUAUUAGAACCGGCAGAAACAUUGAGAAAUCUGGGAUUUGCAACAUAUGCAAUUGCAUCAUCAAGCAAUAACAAUACAGAAUACCACCAACAAAUGUCAGAUAUAGCUGGACAUCCUUCAAGAUUGUUCUAUGAAUCAGAUGUCACGGACAUCGGCUUCAUAGAAGAACUAGUGUUAAGUUUAUGCUCCAAUGUAUGUACCUGAAACAUAUUAAUAAUGUGUCGUAUCAUAUUCUAUAUUAAACCAGUGUCACCAAACUGAAUCUUGUCUUAGUUUUUGUAAAGUUAAAGUGUCAAGGUAGAGUAUUUCAUUUUGAGCAAGUUGUGUUAAUAAAUGUCUUUUGCA
This is a messenger RNA of Ciona intestinalis (vase tunicate), 1460 nucleotides long. RefSeq lists its product as uncharacterized. NCBI's taxonomy places the organism in Eukaryota, Metazoa, Chordata, Ascidiacea, Phlebobranchia, Cionidae. The record is from RefSeq and is a predicted model, not a curated record.